UUUUGGCGAAAUUUUGCUUUAUAUUUUCAGGUUGAAGGGGAUCCGGUCCUGCUUCCUAAAGGCGAUAUCCUGGGACGACUACUGGAGGGACUGACUUAUAGGUCAGCUGCCCUUCGGCACACUGAAGAAAUCCGUCCUCUUGAGAUAUCAACCGCCCCCACCGCAGCUGAGGAGCCCCCUGUCCCCGGACUGCCCACACUUACGCGGCUGAUUGCCACAACUGCUGCUCCCAGCUUCGAUGCUUUUGUGGAGGAGAUAAGGGCCACCUUCUCUGCAGACGUCUGUGCGGUAAUCGAGGAGAGGACGAGGGAACAGUCGCUAUCUGAGGACUGGUUGCGCCAGAGGAUAGGCAUGGCAACCAGUACAGUCUGCCAUUCCUUCAAAACAAGGGCAGCGAAGUGCGAGAUAAAGCAAAUGCCGCACAACAUGGGGCCUUUGUUGAAGGCGGUCCUCCGCACGAGCACAUACCAGUCUGCAGCAAUGCAGCGCGGGCUGAGCAUGGAAGGCACUGCGCGGGACAAGUAUGUCUCGGUUGUGAAGUCGAGGGGCCACGCAUGCACUGUGGAAGACAGGGGCCUAUUGAUUUGGAACGAGUUUCCUGUGAUGGGCUGUAGCGUGGAUGGGCUCGUUACUUUCACCUGCGCCUGCUGCAAGGGUGAGAAGCGUAUUUUAGAAAUCAAGUGCCUCAACACGGUGAAGAAAGCUUUCUCAAAGGACAAGCCGACGCCCCUAUUCUACACACAGGUUCAGGUCCAGAUGGGGAUAACGAAUAUUCCAGUGUGUGACUUUUUCGUCUACAAGAGUCCAGAGGACUGGAGGGCACUUACCGUGCCAUUUGAUGCUGCACAUUUCCUUAAAUGUUCGGCUGCAGUGCACACCCUGUACGACAAGUACAUUUUUGACACGCUGAAGAAUCUGGCAUGUUCAUACUCGUGGUAGUGGGCCCCAAAAAGGGCCAGUGUGGUAACAUUAGAUAUGCAUUUGAAGCCAGCAAAUAAACAAAAGGAUGGCAACAAGCACGUGCUAAUACAUUCAUUUAUUACAGUAUGCAUGACAUC
Ixodes scapularis (black-legged tick) is the source of this 1058-nucleotide messenger RNA. RefSeq lists its product as uncharacterized. The record is from RefSeq and is a predicted model, not a curated record. The annotation marks the transcript as partial. The transcript has 2 exons. NCBI's taxonomy places the organism in Eukaryota, Metazoa, Arthropoda, Arachnida, Ixodida, Ixodidae.